Molecule: messenger RNA, 1841 nt
Organism: Raphanus sativus (radish)
Lineage: Eukaryota; Viridiplantae; Streptophyta; Magnoliopsida; Brassicales; Brassicaceae
Product: nuclear transport factor 2
Exons: 10
Coding region: 167-1585 (472 amino acids)
Cellular component (GO): cytosol; ribonucleoprotein complex
Molecular function (GO): mRNA binding
Source: RefSeq, a predicted model, not a curated record
UCUCGUUCACCUUUUUCAGUACACUUGGCCCCCUCUCCCUCUCUCGAGAUCAAACCCUAGAUAGGACCCGCACAUUUGCUUCUCAGGAGAGGCGUUGGGGACCAAAUCGGACCUCCGAAACUUCGCUCUCACUCUCUCCUCUCUAAUUUCAGGUUAUAGCAAUACCAUGGAUCCUGCUGCUGCUGCGCAAGUACCUGCUCCUGUUGUUGACCCACUCUAUGUUGGGAGGGCUUUUGUCAUGCAGUACUACGAGAUUCUGCAUAACAAUCCUCAGCAUCUGCACCGCUUCUAUAAUGAGAUCAGUAAGGUUGGGCGUGUGGGACGGGACGGAGUCAUGCGUGACUUUUAUACCAUGGAAGGUAUACGGGAGGAGCUUGACACACUGUCUUUUGGAGACUUCGUAUCGGCUAAGAUAAUCAGUUAUCAUACCCAAGAAUCUCUCAACGGUGGUUUUAUCGUUUUGGUCACUGGCUUGUUCACUCUAAAAGAUGCGCUUAAAAGGAAAUUCACACAAACCUUUUUUCUUGCUCCCCAAGAAAAUGGGUACUUUGUUCUGAAUGACAUCCUCAGAUUUGACAAUGAACCAGAGCCCCUUGAUGGGGAUGACUCUGAAAACCCCUGUCCUAUUACUGCUCCUUCAGGAGGCAUUAAGGGUUCUGAGCAAGCUGCACGUGUUUCGGUGGAUUCUGUUUGUAAGGAAGUGUCUAAGCCCUUGAAUAACGACAAUGCUUCAGUUGCUAAGGAGAGUAUUCUGGUACCUGAAGAAGUUCCGCAUAUUGAAAAAACUUACAAAAAAGUUGCAGGUGAUUCCGAGACAAUUUCUGACCAAGAUAAUGGACAUGCAAAUGUUUCCAAGAAAUCCUAUGCCUCUGUGGUUGCAAAGGAUAAAUCUGGAGUUUUGGCUGGCUCUUCACUGCCUCCAAAGCAGAUACCCAAAGACCAGGAAAAUCAAGUGACUUCAGAUGUUUCUACAGAGCAGAAAGUCAAAGAUCAAGGCCAUCAAGUGUCUUCAGAUCUUUCUCCAGUGGAAAAAUCUGAUGCGGUUUUCGAGGCUGAGGACAAUACUGAAUAUGAGCACAAUCAGGGGUUUGAAGGAGUAGCUGAAGGUACAUCUAUCUAUGUGAGACAUCUUCCUGGAAAUGCUACCAUUGAGAUGCUCGAGGCUGAAUUCAAGAAAUUUGGAGCUAUUGGCAAUGGUGGCAUUCAAGUUGUAAACCAAAGGGGCUGUGGUUUCCCUUACGGUUUUGUCGAGUUUAAAGAUGCAGAUGCCACCCAGAAAGCAAUAGAGGCUUCACCUCUGACGAUCGGUGGACAAAAAGCUUUCGUAGAGGAGAAGCGAUCUACAGCAAGAGGUAACAGGGGAAGGGGAUAUGACAGAACUGUGGGAGGAAACGAUGGAAAUGAAUACGAAACAAGAAAUGUGGGAGGAAGUGGCGGAAACGAGUACGGAAACAGGUAUGAGGGAGGAAGGGGAGGAGGAGGACGUUAUGGACAUGGGAACAAUUACUAUAGAGGAAGAGGAGGAGGAAGGUCUUUUAAUCGCAGAGGCGGCUAUGAAUACGUCGCCAGCAACAAGUCAUACUAAACAGGAUUGGGCUUUUGUGGUGGGAGUAACCGGAUGAUCUAAUGAUAACCGAUUUUUGCAACGGAGACCACACGUCUCUCGUUGGCCUGAUAGUUGUGUCUCUCAGGUAUUAUAAUAUUAGUAAGAGGCAAAAAGGAAAAGAAAACAAAUGAUUUGUCAGGAAGUUUGUGUAAGAAAAGUUUAUAAUUCGACCAUCUAUUGGGGAUUAUGUGUUCGGUUCUGAAUAGACUUAUGAAUGAAUGUUCUAUUAGCAUUA